This is a messenger RNA of Anastrepha obliqua, 753 nucleotides long. RefSeq names its product prefoldin subunit 3 (gene mgr). The transcript is spliced from 3 exons. Bases 109 to 693 code for a protein of 194 amino acids. Gene Ontology annotation, cellular component: prefoldin complex; cytoplasm. Gene Ontology annotation, biological process: tubulin complex assembly; protein folding; microtubule-based process. Gene Ontology annotation, molecular function: tubulin binding. NCBI's taxonomy places the organism in Eukaryota, Metazoa, Arthropoda, Insecta, Diptera, Tephritidae. The record is from RefSeq and is a predicted model, not a curated record.
CACUUCUAAAGCAAGCGAAUGUGUGGAAUAUAUCUGUUGGUGUCUAUAUAAUUCUGCACGACUGUUGUAAAUUGAUUUAAUUAAAAGUUAUUGCCGGAUUUUAGAAUUAUGACUGGUAUAGUAGACUCUAUAGAAAUGCCAAAAUUACCCGAAAAUCAAAAGUCUUUCGCCGGUAUACCAGAGGCUGUAUUUCUGGAAGAAAUUGAUACAUUCAUGGCACAACCCGAAAAUGAGGACAAUUGUGAGAAAGUUCUACAGAGAUUAGAUGAACAACAUAGCAAGUAUAGAUUUAUGGCAUUUAAUCUAGAGGCGCGGCGUCGUAAACUCAAAUCACAGAUUCCAGAUCUUCAGCGAUCUUUAGAAAUGGUGAAUGUGCUAAGGCAAGAAACGGAAGAGCGUGAAACGCAAUUUCUACUUAGUGAUCAAAUUUUUAUUAAAACACUUGUACCACCUACGAAAACGGUAUGCCUCUGGCUGGGUGCUAGUGUAAUGUUGGAAUAUCCACUAGACGAGGCCGAGGAGCUUUUGAAGCAAAAUAUGAACUCUGCAGUUGUAAAUCUUAAAACGGUAGAGCAUGACCAAGACUUUCUUCGGGAUCAGUUGACUACCACCGAAGUAAAUAUGGCUCGAGUUUAUAAUUGGGGUGUGAAAAAACGGCAAGCUGCUGCAAAAACUACCUCUACCACUUCAUAAUUCGUGAAAUUAUAAAAGAUUUAUUAAUAAAAACAAAAAAAACUUGGUGCGCAAUAUUCA